Molecule: messenger RNA, 1062 nt
Organism: Grosmannia clavigera kw1407
Lineage: Eukaryota; Fungi; Ascomycota; Sordariomycetes; Ophiostomatales; Ophiostomataceae
Product: interferon-inducible GTPase
Exons: 2
Coding region: 1-1062 (353 amino acids)
Cellular component (GO): membrane
Molecular function (GO): GTP binding
Source: RefSeq, a predicted model, not a curated record
AUGUAUUCGUCUCCCGGCUUUUCUGACGAAGAUGAGCGCCGUGCAACCCCCCCCGACACCGAUGAUGACAGCGAUCAGUUUGGUGCGGAGACGUUUGACGAGAGACCGUCUUCAUAUCCCAAGACUUCAUAUGGAAAAAGGAGGUCAGGUCCUUCCUGGUCCGAGGAAACUGCUCGCAGCGCAACUAAAGCAGGUAAGGGCUUGGCAGUUGGAAUUGGAGCGAUAACUGCCGGAGCGGUAUACACAGCCAUGUUCCCUGUCAAAGUGGUAUCGUCGGGCUUCAUAAGGGUGUCGGAGAACGUCCUUGCGUGGGCAACUUCGAUCAAUUUCGAAGACGAACCAACGACAAACCAAGAGGCCGCGAAGCAGACAGCCCAAAUUAUGCAGGAUAGAGAAAGGGAAGGGUUUGAUGAAGGAUAUAUACAUGUGGCCGUCUGUGGACCGGCGGGCAGUGGCAAGUCGUCCAUCAUCAACGCCCUCAGAGGUUUGAAAAACAAGGACGCCACAGCAGCUGCAACUGGAACCGUCGAAACGACCCAGCGCCAACAGAAAUACGAAGCUCAUCACGGCAUUGGCUGUAUCAUGCUUUAUGACUGUCCUGGGGCCGGGACGCUUCGCAAUCCAGCUGAAGACUAUGGCAGUAGCCAAAAGUUGCAUAUAUUCAACGUUGUGCUCAUCGUUCUUGGCGAACGGUUCGGUGAGAUCGAGUUGGAUAUCAUACGGUCUUGUGUUGCUCGUCAACAGCCUUUCUUCGUUAUACAAUCCCGAGCAGACGAAAGGACGAGACGCAUUGAAAGGGAUGAGGAAAUUGAGUUGUGCGAGGCUAAGAGGAUCAAUAUCAAGAAAGCUCAAAAAGCUUUCAAGAGCGAGUUACGACGUGGUAGGUUUCCCGAAGAGCAAAUCAGGAAGACGACGAGAUACUACAUGCUGGUAAACAACACCGAUUUACGAAAAUUUAUCGAAUGUCAGGGCCAAUGGCCAGAACAGGAGGGCCCGUUGGAGAUUCACGAGAAGCAGCUCAUCGAAGUACUCAGGAGGCUAGCAGAAGGGAGGACGCUGUGA